CCUAUACUCCCUUUUUUCAAAUUAGUUUCCAUCCCAUUAUUCUAAAAUUACAAAUUGAUAUUAUACUGUUUCAGUAUUAACGUAAACAAUUUCUAGUCCUCGAUUUGGUGUUAUAAUAAAAUAUUGUUUCGACUCUCCACUUAACAUUUGCACAGCGUGUCUUGUGAGAUUUUGGGCACGCAGCCUAUACAUUGGUAUGGAUAAACCACCAUACCACUUCCACCCACUCUCUUCCUCUUCCUAGUUCUUCUGACUUUCUUGAACCUUGUCUUUGGCUGGAGUGACGAUCUGGCCAAACUCAUGACCUUCUGUGCGGGGACGGUGUCUGAGAAGAAAGCCCCCGAACUUCCGAAGAGCGUGGUCGUGUACUACCAAAUAUGCAACGACACUCAAGGUUUUGUGGACUGCGUGUUGAAGCUACGCACAACAGAAGAGCCCCUCCCUCCCGGCGUAGAGAUACGGCCGGAGCUGAAGUACUUCCCACUGGCAUUUCCCUUGACAACCACCACCUCCAUCUUCUGUAAUGAGCUAAUCCCUCAGCCCGCCCACCUGACUUCCAGAAUGAUACUGUGUCUGAACAGAAUGAAUGAGUCCAACGAAGUGUGUUCCGUUUUGGCUGCUAAGAAAAACCUGACGAUGAUCCGACAACAAAUUAUCCACGUAGCUGCAAGUGGCCUCGUUAACCAGACGUACAACAUGUCCUGCGAUGCCAUAGCCCCGAUGAGAAAGUGUCAGAUGGAUUCUUUACUAGAAUGUGAUGAGGACAUCUGGCCAAUGAGAACCUUUGAAUUAGGGCUUCUAGGAAGCUGGUGCCUGGAGCGACAUGAGGAAGAGUACCCCGUACCCCCGAGAGGACACUGCCAACUUUCCCAUUGCUCCAACACAAGUGCCUCUACCAGUUCCCACAGCUGUUGGUUGCUAUGGACGCUAACGCCACCGCUCCUGAUGCAAACGUCGCUGUCAUGGCUAACGUAGAAGAACGUCGACACAUUGAUUUAAAAAAGAAAAAGAAACAGACAGUUUUCAAUCGCAGUCUGGUGACAUGUUUUUUUUUACUUAUAGUGCUCAAGGACUGUGACUAUCGCUGUGUAAAAAGUGUAUGGAGGUGUGCCACCCAGCUCAUGGGUACAAUAUAAUAUUGUCGUGUGUAAAUCACAGAUACACACACAACACACACGUACUCAAACACACACACAAACAUACACGCACACAUACAU
Messenger RNA from Aplysia californica (California sea hare), 1217 nucleotides. RefSeq lists its product as uncharacterized. Lineage: Eukaryota; Metazoa; Mollusca; Gastropoda; Aplysiida; Aplysiidae. The coding region runs from base 301 to 975 and encodes 224 amino acids. The record is from RefSeq and is a predicted model, not a curated record. The transcript has 5 exons.